AUGGCUACUGAGAAUGUAAUGGAAGGCAAUAAGCUUACAGAAACAGAAUUACAAGAAUUUUUUAUGGCUGAGAAACAGAAAGCACAAAUUCAAGCUCAGAUUCACGAAUUCAACGAUAUUUGUUGGGAAAAAUGUAUUGAUAAACCAGGAGUCAAAUUGGAUAGUCGAACGGAAACAUGCCUCACUAAUUGUGUUGAUAGAUUUAUAGAUGUUUCACUUUUAAUUACAAAUCGUUUUGCACAAAUUUUGCAAAAAUCAGUGGGAAACAUGUAUUAAAUAAAUUUAUUUAAUUAUUAUUAUUGUAUAAUAGUUGUAUUAUUAUCAAAUACAGGAAAUGAAAUUAUUUUCUAUCUCAUUUAUAUAAUGACAAAAAUGUUGGAAAAUAUGUGGAAAAUAAAAAAUUAUUUAAUGUUGAUUAAAUAACAAAAGAAAAUUAUAUAAAUUUUUUCAAUAAAAUCAUUUUUUUAAAAUUAUUUAUACAAAAAAUGUAAUAUAUAUGUUACAAAAUGUACAUUUUAACUUACAAAUAGCUGCAAAAUUUUUUAGUUCCAUACAGGAAUAUAUAGUACAUAACUACAAUUAUGUUAUAAUAAGCAUGUUUACUUUUACUUUAAGUGACAUAUGUUGCUUUAAUAUGAUUGAAAUUUACAAAAUGUUGACAAAUAUUUUUAUAUGUGAAUCUCCCAAGCUAAAGAGAUAUUUUGUUGGUUUAUAAUAUUAGUGUUUGACAUUUUCUUGAAAAAUUAAAAUAUAUUUUGUUUGUUGCUAAUGAAGAAAAACAAUUUAAAAAGUAAAAGCUAAUCAUAAAAGAAUAAAAAUUUUUGAAUAAAGGUAUCAAACAAAUAUCAACUUUUGACUUUAGAAUAUCAAUAUAGGAAAUUGGAAUGGUUAUUUGCAUCUUAAGAUUAAAUGUUAUGUUUCUCAAUUUGUUUAUAGCACUAUAUUCAAAAUGCAUUCAGUAUGCAAUUAAUAUUAGCUAUUAUAAAGUGAAAAUAAAUACAAGUAACAAUAUUUCUCAGCUCAACAAUUUUGGACAUCAACUCUUAUGUGGAAAUAUUUGUAUAAUAAAAUAUAAUUUUCAUAUACAUUUUAUAUAAGUUGCAUGUCCAGUUUAACGUGAUAUAUAUGUACGUAUAUAUUAUAUAUAAUCUUAUAUAUAAUAUAUAUUAUCUAUAGCAUUCAAAUGUACAUUACAUUCAUUCAAUUCACUAAUGAAUAAUAAAUAUUUUUGGGCAUUAUCAGUAUUAUUAUGCACAAUUUGCUUUGAAUUUUUAAUUUAACACGAUCAUAUGCAUAUUGGCCUCUGAGGAAGACACAUGUUGUAAAAUGCAUCUUUUUUCCAAAAAUUUUUUGAUUUCCAUCCACACCAACCUUUGUUUACUAUAGUUGGCAAAUGUUCGGAACCUGUGUAAUGAGGAUCCAAAAUUAAAAAUUUAACGUCUCCAGUAGUUUGAUCAUAGCUGAUUCCUAAAAUUGUAUGUGCUAACACUCCUCCACCUAUAAUUUAAAAUUAAAAAAAAUAAAUGAUUAGUUUUAUUUAUAAGAACAAAAGAGUCAAUUACCAAUCAUUACUGGUGUGCCCUGUGUUUGAAAAUGAUGCAGUAAAUUUGGAGCUAAUGAUGACACUUCUUCACCUGUAG
This is a messenger RNA of Heterotrigona itama, 1640 nucleotides long. NCBI's taxonomy places the organism in Eukaryota, Metazoa, Arthropoda, Insecta, Hymenoptera, Apidae. The record is from the annotation of a GenBank genome assembly.